This is a messenger RNA of Lycium ferocissimum, 798 nucleotides long. RefSeq names its product protein RKD4. Gene Ontology annotation, molecular function: DNA-binding transcription factor activity. The record is from RefSeq and is a predicted model, not a curated record. Lineage: Eukaryota; Viridiplantae; Streptophyta; Magnoliopsida; Solanales; Solanaceae. The transcript has 3 exons. Bases 1 to 798 code for a protein of 265 amino acids.
AUGAAUUCUCAAGCACUUAGCGUUCUAAAGAUGGAAAAUCAAAAUGAUCAAUUUGAUUGGUUGUAUUCAGAAGAACUCCCUCGUUCCCCUUUCGGAACACGGCAACAAGAUUCAAGAUUGUCCAAUGGAGGCUUAUUCAACUUUGACUUUGAUCCCUUUCAAUUUCCCAAUGAUGUUCAAGACAAUCACUUCCCAUUUUUUGGGCUUGAAGACUUUGAAGAAAUAUGCCAAGAUUUGGGCUCGUUCGACUUCAAACUACUACCACCUCCAUUGCAAGAAGACAAUAAUAUCCUUAUUGAUGAUGCCAAUGUUAAUGAUAUGCCUCUGAACAUGACACAUAGUCCUUUAGACAAAUGUCAGGUUACUAAUCCCAUCUUUUAUGGAACAGAAAUUUGCAGUGGCACUAAUAAGGAGUUUAUUCGUAAGCGAAAACAUAAUAAUGGAAGGUAUAAGAAGAGUGAUACAUUGGAAUUAGAUGAGAUACAAAGGUAUUUUCAUGUACCAAUAACAGAAGCCGCCAAAGAGUUGAGAGUUGGGUUGACAGUGCUGAAGAAAAGAUGUAGGGAACUAAAUAUCAUGCGUUGGCCUCAUCGCAAGCUUAAGAGCUUGCAGACUCUCAUUCAUAGUGUUAAGGAAAUGGGACUGACAAGUGAAGUGGAGAUGCUGGAAGAGCAUCAAAGAAUGCUAGAGAAAGUGCCUGAAAUGGAAUUAACCGAAAGAACAAAGAAAUUAAGACAAGCCUGCUUCAAGGCUAAUUACAAGAAAAGAAGGGCCUCCAUGGCUGCUGCUUUCUUCUGA